Messenger RNA from Myotis myotis, 13156 nucleotides. It is a transcript of the gene ARFGEF3, whose product is annotated as ARFGEF family member 3. Bases 161 to 6826 code for a protein of 2221 amino acids. Gene Ontology annotation, molecular function: guanyl-nucleotide exchange factor activity. NCBI's taxonomy places the organism in Eukaryota, Metazoa, Chordata, Mammalia, Chiroptera, Vespertilionidae. The record is from RefSeq and is a predicted model, not a curated record. The transcript is spliced from 35 exons. Gene Ontology annotation, biological process: regulation of ARF protein signal transduction.
UGGCCCGCGGCGCGGAGCGGCCGUGAUUCAUCCGCUGCCGCGCGGGGCCGGGUGCUGGCGAGCGCAGCGGCCGCCGGGGCGCGCACGGCCAGGCAGCGGCGUCCCCGACCGGCCUCGCGCUCCUUUCGCUGUGGGCGGCCGGGCCCCUGAGAAGGUCAAGAUGGAAGAGAUCCUGCGGAAGCUGCAGAAAGAAGCGUCCGGGAGCAAGUACAAAGCCAUCAAAGAGAGCUGCACCUGGGCCCUGGAAACCCUGGGUGGUGUGGAUACCGUUGUCAAGAUCCCUCCACACUUGCUGAGGGAGAAAUGCCUCCUGCCUCUCCAGUUGGCUUUGGAAUCCAAGAAUGUGAAGUUGGCCCAACAUGCCUUGGCAGGAAUACAGAAGCUUCUGUCAGAGGAAAGGUUUGUAUCCAUGGAAACAGACUCCGAUGAGAAGCAGCUGCUUAAUCAGAUCCUGAACGCCGUGAAAGUGACACCGUCCCUCCACGAAGACCUGCAGGUGGAAGUGAUGAAGGUUUUACUCUGCAUAACUUACACCCCGACAUUUGACCUGAACGGGAGUGCAGUGCUGAAGAUCGCGGAGUUGUGUUUAGCAUGCCGUAAACCUGGAUGUCCACAAUUGCAUGAAAUGAUCAAAAUGUCCAUUAUGAAACUCCUCACUGCCCUGUGUCUUCGUGCGUUCCCUGGUGAUCAGGGGGCUGUGGCUUUUCACAAGGUGUGCAUUGAGACAUACACAUGUAGCUGUCACCAGCGUAGUAUAAACACUGCUGUGCGGGCCACUCUCAGUCAGAUGCUGAGUGACUUGACUUUACAGUUACGACAAAGGCAGGAGAAUACGAUAAUUGAAAACCCGGAUGUCCCACAGGAAUUCGGGAAUCAAGGGUCAACCGUAGAGGCCCUCUGUGACGACCUCGUCUCUGUGCUCACUGUUCUGUGUGAGAAGCUACAAGCCUCCAUCAACGACAGUCAGCAGCUGCAGCUGCUGUACCUGGAGUGCAUCCUGUCCGUGCUCAGCAGCUGCUCCUCCUCCAUGCACCUGCACAGGGGCUUCACAGACCUGACCUGGAAAAACCUUUGCCCUGCUCUGAUCGUGAUCCUGGGGAAUCCAAUUCACGACAAAACCAUCACCUCUGCUCACAGCAGCAGCACGAGUGCCAGCAUGGAGGCGGACUCAGCGUCUCCAGGCAUUUCCGACCAUGGCCGGGGCUCGGGCUGUUCCUCCACCGCACCUGCCCUGAGCGGGCCUGUGGCUCGGACCAUCUAUUACAUCGCAGCCGAGCUGGUCCGGCUGGUGGGGUCGGUGGACUCCAUGAAGCCCGUGCUCCAGUCCCUCUAUCACCGCAUGCUGCUCUACCCCCCACCCCAGCACCGGGUGGAAGCCAUCAAAGUAAUGAAAGAGCUACUUGGGAGCCCCCAGCGUCUCUGUGAUUUGGCGGGACCCAGCUCCACUGAACCCGAAUCCAGAAAAAGAUCAAUUUCAAAAAGAAAGUCUCAUCUGGAUCUUCUCAAACUCAUCAUGGAUGGCAUGACUGAAGCGUGCAUCAAGGGUGGCAUCGAAGCUUGCUAUGCCGCCGUGUCCUGCGUCUGCACCUUACUCGGGGCCCUAGACGAGCUCAGCCAGGGCAAGGGCUUGAGUGAAGGUCAGGUGCAGCUGCUGCUCCAGCGCCUGGAGGAGCUGAAGGACGGGCCUGAGUCCAGCAGGGACUCCAUGGAGAUCAAUGAGGCCGACUUCCGCUGGCAGCGGCGAGUCCUGUCCUCGGAACAUACGCCGUGGGAGCCGGGGAAUGAGAGGAGCCCUGACAUCAGCAUCAGUGUGACCACGGACACGGGCCAGACCACUUUGGAGGGAGAGUUGGGUCAGACCACCCCUGAGGACCACUCCGGAAACCACAAGAAUGGCCUCAAGUCCCCAGCCAUCCAGGAGAGCAAGGAGAUGCUGAGCAAAGUGUCAGAGCCAGAAGCAGUAGACCAACCAGAUGUUGUUCAGAGAAGCCACAUGGUCGCCUACCCUGACAUCACGAACUUCCUGUCAGUGGACUGCAGGAUGAGGUCCUACGGAUCUAGAUACAGUGAGAGCAAUUUUAGCGUGGAUGACCAGGAUCUCUCUAGGACGGAAUUUGAUUCCUGCGACCAGUACUCGAUGGCAGCGGAAAAGGACUCAGGGAGGUCUGACGUGUCGGACAUUGGGUCGGACAACUGCUCACUGGCCGAUGAGGAGCAGACCCCGCGGGACUGCCUGGGCCACAGGUCCCUGCGGACUGCUGCUCUGUCUCUCAAACUAUUGAAGAACCAGGAGGCCGACCAGCACAGCGCGAGGCUGUUUGUGCAGUCUCUUGAGGGGCUCCUUCCUCGCCUCCUGGCCCUGCCCAGCGUGGAGGAGGUGGACUCGGCCCUCCAGAACUUUGCCUCUACCUUCUGCUCAGGCAUGAUGCACUCCCCUGGGUUUGACGGGAACAGCAGCCUCAGCCUGCAGAUGCUGAUGAACGCGGACAGCCUGUACACGGCAGCGCACUGCGCUCUGCUCCUCAACCUGAAGCUCUCCCAUGGCGACUACUACCGGAAGCGGCCAGCCCUGGCGCCUGGCAUGAUGAAAGAGUUCAUGAAGCAGGUCCAGACCAGCGGGGUGCUGAUGAUCUUCUCCCAGGCCUGGAUCGAGGAACUCUACCAUCAGGUGCUCGACAGAAACAUGCUGGGAGAGGCUGGCUACUGGGGCAGCCCCGAGGACAACAGCCUUCCGCUCAUCACCAUGCUGACCGAUAUUGAUGGCUUAGAGAGCAGCGCGAUUGGGGGCCAGCUGAUGGCCUCUGCUUCUACAGAGUCUCCUUUCACCCAGAGCAGGAGGAUUGAUGACUCCACAGUAGCAGGUGUGGCAUUUGCUCGCUAUAUCCUGGUUGGCUGCUGGAAGAACUUGAUCGAUACUUUAUCAACUCCCCUGACUGGCCGCAUGGCAGGGAGCUCCAAAGGGCUGGCCUUCAUUCUAGGAGCUGAAGGCAUCAAAGAGCAGAACCAGAAAGAACGCGACGCCAUCUGCAUGAGCCUGGAUGGGCUGCGGAAAGCGGCGCGGCUGAGCUGUGCUCUAGGAGUUGCAGCUAACUGCGCCUCGGCCCUUGCCCAAAUGGCAGCUGCCUCCUGUGUCCAGGAAGAGAAAGAGGACAAGGAAGUCCAAGAACCCAGUGAUGCCAUAGCACAAGUGAAACUAAAAGUGGAGCAGAAACUGGAGCAGAUCGGGAAGCUGCAGGGGGUGUGGCUGCACACAGCCCACGUCUUGUGCAUGGACGCCAUCCUCAGUGUAGGAUUGGAGAUGGGAAGCCACAACCCGGACUGCUGGCCACACGUGUUCAGGGUGUGUGAGUAUGUGGGCACGCUGGAGCACACCCACUUCCGUGAUGGCACCUCUCAGCCCCCCCUGACCAUCAGCCAGCCCCAGAAGGCCCCCGGAGGCUCUGGACUCCUCGGGGACCUGGAGUGUGAAGGCUCACCCCCGGAGCAGAGCCCGGAGCAGGAGAGCUCCCUGCAUACCGCCCCGGUCAUCCAGCCCCUCUCCAUCCAAGAACUCAUCAGGGAAGGCAGCCGCGGCCGGGCCUCCGACUUCCGCGGGGGCAGCCUCAUGACCGGCAGCAGCGCCGCCAAGGCUGUGCUCACGCUGUCCACGCAGGCCGACAGGCUCUUUGAAGAUGCUAUAGAUAAGUUGAACCUCAUGGCUUUGGGAGGUUUUCUGUACCAGCUGAAGAAAGCAUCGCAGUCCCAGCUUUUCCAUUCUGUUACGGACACAGUUGAUUACUCACUGGCAAUGCCAGGAGAAGUGAAAUCCACCCAAGACCGGAAAAGUGCCCUCCACCUGUUCCGCCUCGGGGACGCCAUGCUGAGGAUCGUGCGCAGCAAGUCCAGGCCGCUGCUCCACGUGAUGCGCUGCUGGAGCCUGGUGGCCCCGCACCUGGUGGAGGCUGCCUGCCACAAGGAAAGACAUGUGUCUCAGAAGGCUGUCUCCUUCAUCCAUGACAUACUGACAGAGGUUCUCACAGACUGGAACGAGCCACCUCAUUUUCACUUCAAUGAAGCCCUCUUCCGACCCUUUGAGCGGAUUAUGCAGCUGGAGCUGUGUGACGAGGAUGUCCAAGACCAGGUCGUCACGUCUAUUGGUGAGCUGGUUGAAGUGUGCUCCACCCAGAUCCAGUCGGGCUGGAGGCCCUUGUUCAGUGCCCUGGAGACGGUGCACAGCGGGAACAAGUCCGAGGUGAAGGAGUACCUAGUUGGCGAUUACUCCAUGGGAAAAGGCCAAGCUCCAGUGUUUGAUGUAUUUGAAGCUUUUCUCAAUACCGACAACAUCCAGGUCUUCGCUAAUGCAGCCACCAGUUACAUCAUGUGCCUUAUGAAGUUUGUCAAAGGACUGGGGGAGGUGGACUGUAAGGAGAUUGGAGACUGUGUCCCGGGACCAGGGGCCACCGCCCCCGACCUGUGCCUCCCUGCCCUGGAUUACCUCCGGCGCUGCUCUCAGUUAUUGGCCAAAAUCUACAAAAUGCCGAUGAAGCCAAUAUUCCUUAGUGGGCGACUUGCUAGCUUGCCUCGAAGACUUCAGGAGCAGUCAGCGAGCAGUGAGGAUGGCAUUGAGUCGGUCCUGUCUGAUUUUGAUGAUGACACUGGUCUGAUAGAAGUCUGGAUCAUCCUGCUGGAGCAGCUAACAGCAGCUGUGUCCAACUGCCCACGGCAGCACCAGCCGCCAACCUUGGAUUUGCUCUUCGAGCUGUUGAGAGAUGUCACCAAAACACCUGGACCAGGGUUUGGUAUCUAUGCAGUUGUUCAUCUUCUCCUUCCUGUGAUGUCCCUUUGGCUCCGUCGUAGCCAUAAAGACCAUUCUUACUGGGAUGUGGCCUCGGCUAACUUCAAGCAUGCCAUCGGUCUGUCCUGUGAGCUGGUGGUGGAGCACAUUCAGAGCUUUAUACACUCAGACAUCAGGUAUGAGAGCAUGAUCAACACCAUGCUGAAGGACCUCUUCGAGUUACUGGUAGCCUGUGUGGCCAAGCCCACGGAAACCAUCUCCAGAGUGGGCUGCUCCUGUAUUAGGUACGUUCUCGUGACAGCAGGCCCCGUGUUCACGGAAGAAAUGUGGAGGCUGGCCUGCUGUGCCCUGCAGGACGCGUUCUCUGCCACACUCAAGCCCGUGAAGGAUCUGCUGGGCUGCUUCCACAGCAGCACCGAGGGCUUCAGUGGGGAAGGCUGCCAGGUGAGGGUGGCGGCCCCCUCUUCCUCCCCCAGUGCCGAGGCCGAGUACUGGCGCAUCCGAGCCAUGGCUCAGCAGGUGUUUAUGUUGGACACCCAGUGCUCACCAAAGACUCCAAACACCUUCGAUCAUGCCCAGUCCUGUCAGCUCAUUAUUGAACUGCCUCCUGAUGAAAAGCCAAACGGACACACCAAGAAAAGCGUCUCUUUCAGGGAAAUUGUGGUGAGCUUACUGUCUCAUCAAGUCUUGCUCCAGAACCUGUAUGACAUCUUGUUGGAAGAGUUUGUCAAAGGCCCCUCUCCUGGAGAGGAGAAGACCAUCCAAGUGCCGGACGCCAAGCUGGCUGGCUUCCUCCGGUACAUCUCCAUGCAGAACCUGGCGGUCAUCUUCGACCUGCUGCUGGACUCCUACCGGACAGCCAUGGAGUUUGACACCAGCCCGGGCCUGAAGUGCCUGCUGAAGAAAGUGUCGGGCAUUGGAGGCGCCGCCAACCUCUACCGCCAGUCGGCCAUGAGCUUUAACAUCUACUUCCACGCGCUGGUCUGUGCCGUGCUCACCAACCAGGAACCCAUCACUGCCGAGCAGGUGAAGAGAGUCCUCUUCGAGGACGACGAGAGGAGCUCAGACUCCUCCCAGCAGUGCUCCUCGGAGGACGAGGACAUCUUUGAGGAGACGGCCCAGGUGAGCCCCCCCAGGGGCAGGGAGAAGAGGCAGUGGCGGGCCCGCCUGCCCUCGCUGAGCGUGCAGCCCGUCAGCAACGCCGACUGGGUGUGGCUGGUCAAGCGGCUUCACAAGCUGUGCAUGGAGCUGUGCAACCACUACAUCCAGAUGCACCUGGACCUGGAGAGCAGCCUGGAGGAGGCGCCCGUCCUCCGGGGCGACCCGUGCUUCAUCCUGCCCUCCUUCCAGUCCGAGUCCUCCACCCCGUCCACCGGCGGCUUCUCGGGGAAGGACACGCCCUCCGAGGACGACCGCAGUCAGACGCGGGACCACGGGGGCGAGUCCCCGAGCCUGCGGGCGGGCAGCGGGGACACGCUGAUGCUGCCGCCCAGCCCCAAGGUGGAGAAGAAGGACCCCGGCAGGAAGAAGGAGUGGUGGGAGAGCGCGGGCAACAAAAUCUACAGCAUGGCGGCCGACAGAACCAUCUCCAAGCUGAUGACGGAGUACAAGAAGAGGAAGCAGCAGCACAACCUGCCCUCCUUCCCCAAAGAGGUCAAAGUGGAGAAGAAGGGCGAGGCCCUGGGCCCCAGGGGCCCGGACUCGCCGCUGCUGCAGCGGCCCCAGCACCUGGUGGACCAAGGGCAGAUGCGGCACUCCUUCAGCGCAGGCCCCGAGCUGCUGCGGGAGAAGAGGCCCCGCUCCGGCUCCACCGGGAGCUCCCUGAGUGUGUCCGUGAGGGACGCCGAGGCGCAGAUCCAGGCAUGGACCAACAUGGUGCUAACAGUUCUCAAUCAGAUUCAGAUCCUUCCAGACCCGACCUUCACGGCCCUCCAGCCAGCAGUGUUCCCAUGCAUCAGCCAGCUGACCUGUCACGUGACGGACAUCAGAGUUCGCCAGGCUGUGAGAGAGUGGCUCGGCAGAGUGGGCCGUGUCUAUGACAUCAUUGUGUAGAAGACUCACAUUGAAGAAAUUCAGUAGCAAGGGUUAGAGUCUGCCUGCCAAUCUGACAGCAUUUUCCCCACCACCAGCCCCGCUGACACCAGUGUCUCAGAGAACCAUCAACUGCUCUCUAACUAAUCGCAUUGGGGCCAUUCCGGAUACUAAGAUUGUAUCUAGAUGACAAAUGAUACUCUGAUUUUGCACAUUAUUUCUCCAUUCCUUGACACAUUCCUAAAUCGUGAAGUUUAUUUCCCAGUGCUUUCGCCUGCAAUGUUAUCAGCAUUUUCAAAGACCACUCCUUGGAAAACUACAUUGAUCCAUUUGAUUCUUUUUUUUUUUUAAAUGCAAUUACUAAGAAAAUGUCUGCUGGUAAGUCAAGCUGAUGUAUAAACACGCAUACACCUAGUACCAAACAUAUGUCAUGAUUGUGCAUUUGGUGGAGAAGAAAACAGCUAGAAAGAUAUAUUCAUAUUCUUAGGUGUCAUAAUCAAGAAAAGGAUGAUUUUCUCUGUAAAAUAUUCCAGAACAUUUCAAAAUUGUCCUAAGUUGUCAAGAUUUUCUGGUUGGUACUCACCAACAUCUUUGUAUAAGGUACUGUUGUGCCUUUGUUUCCCUAUUUCUAAUGGAAGAAAAUUAUUUCCUGGCAGAGUUUUAAGUUGGUGUCAUGGCAGCCUUUGACACCCAGUACCCAGUGACAUUUGCUGAUACAGAUAUUGCCAAGAUUCAGAAGACUGACCAGUCACCUGGCGGUCCCAUUAGUCUUUGCUUUUGCUCCCAAGGCAGAAAAGAAAAGGGAAAGAAAAAAUGGUGCCUUAGUCCCUUGUCGCACAGGCAUUUCUAUGCUCCACAGUUAUCUCAACAUAAGAAAACAAAACGUUAAAAUGCAACUCAUUUGCUAUUUACACCCUUGGAGAAAAGGAAGUGAGUUCUCUAUUCAGUGAGCAGACUUCUCAGGGAAGAAGCAGGCAGUGUGGGGUAGGGAGACAGCUGGUGGGGUGGGAAAGGAGAUUAUGAUGAAAUCUUCUGCUGUUAUACAGCAACCAUAUGAAAUUAUGGUGUCAGUUACACAAGCUCUAGCCUCAGAAGAAAACUAAAGGAGAAGGGGACACAGGAUGAAGUCUAAGAAAUUUAGUUUUUCCACUUAAGAUCUUUCUCCUUUCCGGCAAGUACAUUUACCUCAUGUCUGAGGUCCUCUUAUUCAGGCCAAUAUUUUAAGUGAAUAUUUUUCUUAAAUAUUACUAGAAAAUUAAUCUGGAACCUUUAUCUUAUUAUGUAUUAUAUAUUUAAUAUUUCUUAAAUUAUAAUAACAAUUAUGGAAACUCCUCAGCCAAGCUCAUUCAUAUAUAUUCUAGUAGAGUUAGUUGUUAUGACAUACAUUAUAAUUUUCCCAGCCCCUAAAAAUGCAUUCAUAAUUGUAUGUGCCAUCUUUAAAAAUAGAACAUCAACUUUUCAAUAUUAAAAUAAGGAUUUAAAAUUGACAGCUUUACUCAGUGCUGGUAUAUGUAAACUUAUCCACAAGGUUACCAGAAAGACAGCUGAUUUAUUUAGGCAGUCUAAAAGCAGGAACUUUAUCGUUCAGUAUGCCACCUAAAAAUCACCAUGGAAUCCAGAAGACAUUUUUUUCAGUUCCACAAAACACACUCUUUGCCUUCAGUUUUUACUCAUUAGUUAAUAAUUUGAGUUUAGAAACAGAUCAACUGUUUGUAACAAGCAAUGAAUUGUUGGGAUAGCAAUGAGCUGUGUUAGUGCUUUUGAAUUUUUAUAUUUUGUAAGUAGAAUUGAAAAUCAGGUAGAUACUUUUUUUAAACAAAUACAGUACACCAGGGUUGUUCUGUUUCUUUUUAUAGCUUAUCUUAAGUUCAGCUCUCUUUUGUGCACCAGUGAGUACUAUAAAAUUUACUGGGGGUUGCCGGGGUGGGGGGAAGGGAGAGAGGGUGCUUCAGUAGCGUAUCAAAUCAGAGUAAUUAUAAAAGGUUGUUACAUAUAAACAUUUGUAAAGCAUGAAAAUUCAAAGGAAGCCAGUCUCAAUUUACCAAUGCCAUGGCCCAGAGUGUGUUCACUAUUUAGAACUCAGAAUUCAUUCUCCCACAGAUUCUCUAUCAUGGGAUCCAAGGCUAGUUUAUGAAAAUGGGUUUACCGCAUACUCUAUCCAAACACUGCUCUAGUACUAACCUGAUUGUGGGUACCAAGAAUAAAGAGAUGAGGGAACACACAGAGCUCUUUACCUAUAAUUUUGUUAGAGGCUUUGGUCCCUUCCCAUCACCCUUUCUGUAGCCCACCUGAGACCCACACUGGUCUUCAGCCCACCUCCAUUCCCUACAUACUCUGCUCUGCAGCCACAUCAGAAUUCACCCAGAAAAUUAACUGUCACAGCAGUACUUCCCAGAGGUAUUUGCAGUUUUCAAAAAUGACAUUAGUUGAUGCAAAUAACCUCUAAUGAACAGGACUUCAAGUCACAACAAAGUCGGUUAAAUCCUCCCACAGAUGGGGAAGAAAAGGAGAUAAUUAGGAAUCCUUGGCAGAGGUAGACGCGGGUCCCUUCCCAGAGUGCCCAGUGAGUCCCUCACACUCGUCCUGGUGUCUGAGUUUCUGCUUUGCCCCAAGGUCUCUGAUAGACCAAGGUCUCGGCAGCCUUCAUAGUUAAAACAGUUAUUACCACAUACUUACAGGUCUAAGCAGAAUAAGAUUUUGCAUGUAACUUUUAGUUGCCGAUAUUUACUAAGUGUGUGUUACCCUAAGGGUGAGAUUUACUCUCUUUUUCUAGUAUUUUAGUAAACUGCACAUCAUGAUCAUCUGAAAAACUCAAAGUGUAAAAGAAUCCCUGACGGAACAGCUCAGCCAGGUAUAUCACAGUCUUCAUCCGAUUUCUCCUUGCCAGGAGGGCACAGAUUUGAUGGAGGAUCUCCUCGUUCUUGCCUCUCCUGAUCAGCUUUUAAAGAUGCUUAGGCUGCCUCUCUAUAUCAUCUUGUUCUUUCUCUCCUUAAGAUUCUUCUCUAGCCUUCUCCAUCAACACAAAACUAGGCACCUUUUACCAUUGUAGGCUAUUUCAUGACUGGCCACGGCUCAUGCUAGCAUACACAACAUUCAAGUUAAAGUAGUUUCAAUCAGACAUGACAAAGUAGUAGAAUCCAAAAGUACCUUUAAAUUGAAACUUCUUUAUAACAACAUCACUGGGUUAUUUGUUCUUGUUUUAAGGAGAAGGCUUGUACAGUCAGUUGAAAGUGAUAUAGCCUUAACUGCAAUUACAUAAUAACUUUGACUUCCCCCAAAUACAUCACAAUACUGCUUCUCAGAAGGGAAGCUCACUCAUGUCUGUCCCUUCAAACUGAACAGCAAGAAGUUACAAACAGCAGGAGGUGAGAUUUGUUGAGUGCUCCUGCCAAGUUACAUUUAUUUUAUUUUCACAGUAACCUUGUGAAACAGGUAUUUUCCUCAUUUUUUUUAGAUGAGGAAGAGACCCAGAGAGGUUAAGAAAUUUGCCCAAGAUAACCAGUAAAUGGCAAAGUUGGUUGCAAAAGAGUUCUCUAUACUAUACCAUUCUCUAAAUGCACCAAGUAAACACUUUAGUGUCUCAAGGAAUUAACACAGUUAAAAUAAAUUAAAAAAUACUUGAUUGAUGUUCCAGAUCCAUAAUUUUAUGGGGAUUUUUAAAUAAGGUUAAAAAAGAAAAGGAUCAUGUUUACUAGUAUAUACAGAAAGACCAUACACAACAAUAUUUUGAAUGUUCAAAAAUAAAUCUAAACUUCCAUCUUAAAGCAGACAUUCAGUGGUAAUUUAGAAAAUUUGCCAAUUAGGUGGAAAUGACGGAAUAAUAUUGUUCAUGGCCAGCUGUUAUGCAGGAAAACCAUGGCAGUCUCCAUCUGGAAUGACAUGCACAAAUUGUGAGCCUUUUUAAAUGACCAUAGCCAACAGUGCCUCUCUAUUGCUUCCCUGGAAGUAUAUUGUACUAAAUUUAUAGGUCAUCAUCUAAGUUUGGGAAUAUACAAAAUAAAUAACCAUUUUCAAAUGCACACUCUAAAGAGGAAGUACUGGCUAGACAAAAUGGUUUAAAGAUCCAGGUACUGAGAGCAUCAGGUCAAUCUCCAUAGUAACCAUGUGCCAUAAAGUUAAAUAUUCCUACUUAUUCUUUAGGCAAAAGACAAACUUAGAACUUCCAUGUGCUUGGCUUCCAUUUAGGUGAUUCUAGUGAGAUUUAGUGUGGCCUUAAAAUACACGAGACUAUUUUAAGCACUUUUUAUUGGAAAUAUGAGCUGUUCUUGGGCAAGAUUUAUGAAAUUGGUGAAGAACUUGCUUAUAAUUAUGCUUCAUCAGAAACAAAACAAGAAAACAAACUGUGUUCCCUCAUUGAUCAGUGGGCCAGUCUAGAAAACUGUGAGAUCUUCUUGCUGUGCUUGUAUGUGAUGUUCAUGUUUGAUGUGGAAGUAACUAAUAAUUAAAGUUUUGGACUAGAACACCAUAUAGAUUUCCAAAACACAAUUAUUCAGGGAAGACAGACCAAAAAAGAAAAAGAAAAAAUCAUCUCCUGGGAUGGUUUAAGAGAAACUCAGUUGAGAGCAAUGCUCGAUUUCCUUAUGAACAGUGGCACCACUGUUAACUGAAGAAAAGCCACCCUCACACCACUGGCACCAUGCAAAACCUUCCUCUCUGUGAACUAAUGCGAGGGGGUUCCAGGGGGAGAGACUGGUUGAACAUCUUCGUGACUAAGCUGCAGUUGGCUGCUGGUGAAUCCCAUCCAGUUAUGGUCCUCCCAGCCUGUUCAACCACCAGGAAUUAUUUGUACUGUUAUUCCUCUCCUGAAGGUUUAAGUCGUGGUUGUCUAGUGUCGUCUGACUUUAGAAUGGUGGUUCUCAGACAUUGGCACCCAGCAGAAUCACCUGGAGGGCUGGUUAAAACAGAUUGAGUAGCGCUGGAAAUCCGCAUUUCUAACAAGUUCCUGGAGGAGGCCAAUGCUGCUGGUCUGAGGACCACACUGAGAACCACUAUCUUGAAAAUAUCUCCAACUCUUAUCUUUAAGAUCAGCUUGACUUAUCAAGCACUAGAGAAAAACUGAACUUAACCUUGGCAAACAACUUGGGAUUAGAUUCUCUACAGCAGGGGUGGAGAACGUCUCGCCCUUGGGCCAUAGGAGGCCCCAGAAAUAAUUUGGUCUGGCCCUGCCAAGGCAUUAUGGGUGAGUUAAUUAAAUGUUUGACCAAAUACAGCAGGCUAAUUUUUAAGUUGAUAAUUUUGUAUCGCCCAAGAAUGAUGAUCCAAAUGGCCGUUGACAAAAUAAAGGUUCCCCACCCCUGCUCCACAGCAUUCCUGCUCAAUCUUCCCAGUUUCCAUGGUUUAUUAUACCAACAAUUGUUUUGUGUGUAUUUUUAUAAGCUAGAGGACAAUGAAUGUAUAAGUUCUAUGGAACAGUGAGAUCAGUAUAAGCUUCUCGUCUUUGUAUUUAGAAACAUUGAUUCUGUGGAUGAUCAUUUGUAUCCUGUUGGCCCUUUGACUUGUGCUGAGGUGAUUUUAAGUUUAAGUAUGUGGUGUUUGUGUUUCUUCUGUCCAUACAGUUUUAAUGAAAUGUUUCCAUGUCGACUCCAUUAUAAUCUUGGCUCCUGGCUUCCAGAUGUUUUUGAGUAGUUGCUUGCUUGCCAGUCGUUUUCUCUCUCUCUCUCAUUAGUCACCAAAAUGUCAGCACUUCAAGAUGACAUUACACUACUUGAUGUGCCUUCAUUUUUCACGUGUCUGGUGUAAAUUAAUAUUUUAAUUUCCUGUAGACCUGCAAACAGUCUACCAAAUGGCUUCAUGGAAAUUUGCAAACAUAACCACCUCCCCUUUGAGCAGUAUAUGUGCCUGUUUUAAAGUCUUCUGAGUAAAUAUGUUGGGUUUGCACUCAUAUCUGCACAAUAGAGGCCAUAUUCAUUAUCUCAUUUUCCAAAUGAUGGAAGAAAUGUAAAAAUGCAUCAAUAUGCAUUGCGAAUACAGUGAUGUCAUGUUAACUCAAAGAUAGCUGGGCCUUAGUUUAGUUCUUAAGUCUUUAUUCAAGUAAUUAGCCUUGGAAAUUCUUUUUACAUGGAGGAAGGAACACAGAGGGAAUAAUUCAAGAGAAAACAAAUAAGUACCUUAAAAUCAUCAUCUGUGUGUGAGCUAUUUUAAUUACACAUAAUUCUUAUUGAUUUAAUAAAGUUUCUCUAAAUACUUCUCAAAUACCCUGAUUUCAUUCAAAUUACUUUAUCCUUUUGUAUGAAUAGAAAGUAAUGACUAUAUUUACUAGAAUUAAUGAGAUCCAAAAGUAUAUCAAAGUGUUAAUGGUAUCAAGGAUUCAAAUCCUUGCCUCUGGAUGGAAAUAAAGGUUUUUUAAAUUUA